This is a messenger RNA of Scutellospora calospora, 588 nucleotides long. NCBI's taxonomy places the organism in Eukaryota, Fungi, Glomeromycota, Glomeromycetes, Diversisporales, Gigasporaceae. The record is from the annotation of a GenBank genome assembly.
GAUAAAAUACAUUAUAUUAAAAAGAAGUGGAUAAAUGUCUCCCUCUGUCCUUCUGACCGCGUAUUGACCAAAAAUAUCAAGGCCCUGCAUGAAAUCUCCACGAUGGACUUGUUGCUCGAGACCCUUAUCUGUGAAGCAAAAAUAAAUAAUAAUAAUAAUGCCUCUGAGUCGUUUGAAAUACCCACUGACUUUCUUGUAAUAAAGAGAAGUAAGACAACAUCUCUGAUUGAGUGGCAAAAACUAAAGUAUGCUUUGCAUCUUCAUAGUAAUGAGGAAUCAUCCGUACUAACAACUCCACGUAUUACAAAAAAAGAAAAAAAUCGUAUACUUAUGUUAGACUUUUCUUCUGUAUAUGAUGACCUUAAAACCAGUAUAGAGAGAGAUGCAAAAGGUAAUGUUGUUUCUAGACCAAUGCGGCAUCAAAAUCUUGAAGAUGCUUGCAAGUUGAACUGCCAGAUACAUCUUUUUAAACCGAAGGCAGAGCAGAUACAAAUCCCUCUACAACCUUCAGAUCGUAGAAGAGGAUGUAUUAAUUUGUCAUGUGCUAGACAUGGAUUAAGAGUGGAAGACCCAUUAUCUAAUUCAUAA